Messenger RNA from Sphaeramia orbicularis (orbiculate cardinalfish), 1298 nucleotides. RefSeq names its product heme oxygenase 1a (gene hmox1a). Gene Ontology annotation, biological process: heme oxidation; response to oxidative stress; heme catabolic process. Lineage: Eukaryota; Metazoa; Chordata; Actinopteri; Kurtiformes; Apogonidae. Gene Ontology annotation, molecular function: heme oxygenase (decyclizing) activity; heme binding. The record is from RefSeq and is a predicted model, not a curated record.
GCCACAGUAGACAUCUGCUCAGAGGAAGUUACAGCUCCGCCGGGACACAAACCAACCAACAUUGUAAGAAGAGAAAGAUGGAGAAAAUGAAGAGUGCCAGGAAAAAUGAUCCAGAAGAAGCUGGCAGUGAUCUGUCAGAGCAGAUCAAAGCCACCACUAAAGACAACCACGUCAGAGCUGAAAACACACAACUGAUGCUGAGUUACCAGAAGGGACAGAUCACUCUGCCACAGUACAAGGGUUUCUGCUGUGUUUCCUUGUAUGAGAUCUACAAGGCACUGGAGGAGGAGCUGGAUAGAAACUGUUCCCAUCCAGCUCUUGCACCAAUCUACUUCCCUCAGGAGUUGGCCCGUCUGGAAGCUCUUGAAAACGACCUGGAGCACUUAGGCUCCGACUGGAAGAAGAAGGUGAUUGUUCCUGCAGCCACAAGAUACGAGCAGAGACUACGAGAGAUUGGCAAAGAGAACCCCAGGCUGCUGGUGGCCCAUGCCUACACCCGUUACCUCGGUGACCUCUCAGGAGGGCAAGUGUUGGGGAAGAUUACCCAGAAGUCUCUAGGGUUGAGCAGCAAAGAGGGGCUGUCGUUCUUCACCUUCCCUGGCGACAGCUCCAACCGCUUCAAGCAGCUGUACAGGAGUCAUAACAGCAUCGAGCUGACGGAGGAGGAGAGGGCAGCUGUGCUAGAGGAGGCUGUGGCGGCAUUUGAGUUCAACAUCCAGGUUUUUGAUGAUUUACAGAAAAUGCUCAGUGUUACAGCAGAAACAACAGAGAAGUCAAACAGUAACGUCAGCUCCCUGAGUGCCAACUUCCCAUCUUCUCCCAUCAUGCAGUUCACCAUGGGAAUGUGUGUGGCACUGGCCACUGUUGGAAUGGGAAUCUAUGCCUUUAGUUCACAUUUACAACUGACACACAUCGAGCACUUUAGUCACAACAAAUGAAGCAAUGAUCAGCAAAUAAGUGACUCAGCUAUUUUACGUCUUAAUGUCUUCACUGUAAAAGCAGGGUUUGUUGAAUACUGACAAUAUGCUAGUUCUGCCAUACAUGUUUGUUCUUUAUCUUCAUCAUUAAUCACAUGUUAAAUCAGGCUUUUUAUUAAUGUACAAUUUAAGCAUGAUUGAUAUUAAUGCUUUAUAUAUGCAUGGUAACAAAAAAGGCUUUACUUGAUCAGAAAAUGCAAAUAUUGAUUUUGUUUCAUGCUUUCCCCCUGUAAAACAGUAUGUAUAUAUUUGUAAUGAACAUAUUUUCUAUCUGUUGAAGUCUAGUUAUUAAUGAAAUAAACUCAUGUGGUGAAAACAGCA